Messenger RNA from Cynara cardunculus var. scolymus (artichoke), 1578 nucleotides. RefSeq names its product serine carboxypeptidase-like 13. NCBI's taxonomy places the organism in Eukaryota, Viridiplantae, Streptophyta, Magnoliopsida, Asterales, Asteraceae. Bases 53 to 1438 code for a protein of 461 amino acids. The record is from RefSeq and is a predicted model, not a curated record. The transcript is spliced from 14 exons. Gene Ontology annotation, molecular function: serine-type carboxypeptidase activity; acyltransferase activity, transferring groups other than amino-acyl groups. Gene Ontology annotation, biological process: secondary metabolic process; proteolysis.
AGGAUUUGGGGAAGCAGUCACAUGUGAAUCAUAGCUUAUUCACAUAAACAGAAUGGAGUACUUUGGAUCAAAAAGCUUAACAUGUCUACUCCUCCUCCUUCUAACACUUGAAUCUGAGUUAUUCAUCGCUCCGGUGCUUUCAAAAUCCAUCGUCUCUACUCUUCCAGGAUAUCCCGGUGAACUUCCAUUCAAACUUGAAACAGGUUAUGUGGGAAUAGGAGAGAAAGAAGAUGCACAGUUUUUCUACUAUUUUGUUGAAUCAGAAGGAAAUCCAGAAGAAGAUCCUCUCAUAUUCUAUCUCACCGGAGGUCCUGGCUGUUCUGCUGUUAUCACCUUCUUCUAUCAAAUUGGUCCGCUUACUUUCAACUUCGACCAUGCUCCGGAAAACCUCACAAUCGAACGAAAUCCAAACUCUUGGACAAAGAUGGCUAAUGUGAUAUUCGUGGAUAUGCCUGCUGGUACCGGAUUCUCGUAUGCUACAUCAAAAGAAGGAUGGAUUAGUAGCGAUAGCAUUAUCGUCAAGCAAGCUACUGAUUUUCUUCGAAAGUUUCUUAUCGACCAUCCUAAGUUUUUAAACAAUCCGUUAUACAUAUCUGCAAUUUCUUACAUGGGAAUUGUGACGCCUAGCAUUACUUUGGAAUUGUACAACGCGAACGAACGUGGAGAUCAACCGGCAUUGAACAUUCAGGGGUACAUUCUCUGCAGUCCUCUUACCGAUAAGUUCAUGGAUUUCAACUCUAGAAUCGAAUAUGCUCACCGUAUGGCACUUAUAUCCGAUGAUAUUUACAAGUCUGCAACAGAAAACUGCCGCGGUAAUUAUGUGAACGCCGAUGGCGCCAAUUCCAUUUGCAAAAAUAGUCUUGAUAGAUACCAGGAGUGCACAAGUGAUCUAAAUAUGGAAGAUAUUUUGGAGCCCCUUUGUAACAAGUCAGACGUCAAGCCAUAUUGCCGAGAGUACUAUUACGAUUUUGCAGUGGACUGGGCAAACGAAGAGGCCGUUCAACAAGCUCUUAACAUUCGUCCGGGAACGAUUGGAAAAUGGGAGUUCUAUAACACGACAAUGCAUUACCGAGAAGACAAAAACGACACAUUCUGCUACGCUUAUGAUAUGUUCAGUAGCUUCGCCUACCACAAGAAGCUUGUUAGUAAAAAUUGUCGAGCUUUGAUAUUUAGCGGUGAUCAUGAUAUGACAUUUCCGUACGUUGGAAUUGAGGAUUGGAUAUCCGCUCUUAAUCUCGGAAUCGAUCGCCCGUGGAAGCCAUUCUACGUUGACGGUCAAGUUGGAGGAUACGACAUGACAUACGCACAAAACGACUACUCCUUGACAUUUGCUACCGUUAAAGGUGCGGGUCAUUCAGUGGCACAAUACAAGCCAAGAGAAGCUUAUGUUCUAACAGAGAGGUGGCUUGCAUCAAAGUCUUAUUCAAGUGCCAUUUAAGGCAUCAAGAGCUUAGUUUAUUUAUGAUCCUUAAAAAUUUAACGAACAUUUAUUUAAGGUUUCAAAUUCAUUCGGUUAAGGUUGUUAAUUAGCUGCUAUUUAUGAGAUGAAAUUGGAAAAAAAACCUCGGUGUUUGAUGA